ACCCCUGCUGCCGCCGCGCCCUUCACUGGGCAUCUGGAUUCCCUUCCUCGGUGGGCCCCGCCCAGGCGGCUACCCGUGACCUGCCUAGGCGCAGGGAACGGAAAGCCGGAAGGGGCAAGUGGAAUUCAGUUCGCCAUGGGGCUGUUUGGGAAAACCCAGGAGAAGCCUCCCAAAGAACUGGUCAAUGAAUGGUCAUUGAAGAUAAGAAAGGAGAUGAGAGUUGUUGACAGGCAAAUAAGAGAUAUCCAAAGAGAAGAAGAGAAAGUGAAACGAUCUGUGAAAGAUGCAGCCAAGAAGGGCCAAAAGGAUGUUUGUGUGGUUCUGGCCAAGGAGAUGAUCAGGUCGAGGAAGGCUGUGAGCAAACUCUACGCGUCCAAAGCACAUAUGAACUCUGUGCUCAUGGGAAUGAAGAACCAACUUGCGGUCCUCAGAGUGGCUGGUUCCCUGCAGAAGAGCACAGAAGUGAUGAAGGCCAUGCAGAGCCUUGUGAAAAUCCCAGAAAUCCAAGCCACCAUGCGGGAGCUGUCCAAAGAGAUGAUGAAGGCUGGGAUCAUAGAGGAGAUGUUAGAGGACACGUUUGAAAGCAUGGAUGAUCAGGAAGAAAUGGAAGAAGCAGCAGAAAUGGAAAUUGACAGAAUCCUGUUUGAAAUCACAGCAGGGGCCUUAGGCAAAGCACCUAGUAAAGUGACCGAUGCCCUUCCUGAGCCAGAACCUGCAGGAGCAAUGGCUGCUUCAGAGGAUGAGGAGGAGGAAGAAGAGGACCUGGAGGCCAUGCAGUCCCGACUGGCCACACUCCGCAGCUAGGGCCACCCAGCUGAGACCUGAGCUCUCCAGUGGUCUUCCUCUAAGUGUAUGCACAGCCUCUGAGGAGCCGCCAAUUCAUGUCUUUCUUGCACUACACCUCUGUUUCGAGGCACUGAAUUUUGGAGAAGGUUCUAUGCUAGUAUCUUUACUCUCUGCAGAGGUUUGGGAUCUCUAAGGAUUGUUCUUAUGAAGGUGGUGUUAUUAAAUGCAUCAUUUUCAGGAACAUAAACAGCAGAAAUACCUUCCGGGGGUGGAGGGCAAAGAAACUCAUUUUCUUAUGAAGCAGUUCUGAGAAGUUGAUUGACUGGAUAUUGAGGACUCUAUUCUUUGUGUGUAUGUGUGUAAAAUACUCUAUAAGUGGAUUUUAAUAAAUUUCUGCUUUAACUCUUGGACACACAGUAAAUGGUCACCUGCACUGAACUUUUAA
Molecule: messenger RNA, 1231 nt
Organism: Nannospalax galili (Upper Galilee mountains blind mole rat)
Lineage: Eukaryota; Metazoa; Chordata; Mammalia; Rodentia; Spalacidae
Gene: Chmp3
Product: charged multivesicular body protein 3
Exons: 6
Coding region: 136-804 (222 amino acids)
Biological process (GO): late endosome to vacuole transport; protein transport; endosome transport via multivesicular body sorting pathway
Cellular component (GO): multivesicular body; ESCRT III complex
Source: RefSeq, a predicted model, not a curated record